CAACCACCAGACGAAUGGCUUCCGAUCACCAAAUCAAGAAGAGGGAAUUCAUGGACUGCUACAUUCCAUUUGCUUUCCUCUGGAAUUGGAAUCCAAACACUCUCUCUCCCAAUCGCCUUCCUAUACCUUGGCUGGUUUUGGGGGAUUGUGUGUUUGUCUGUGGCAUUUGUAUGGCAGCUCUACACCAUUGGAUUGCUAGUGAGUCUUCACGAGUCGGUCCCUGGUACUCGCUUCAGUAGAUACCUUCAACUUUCUAUUGCUGCUUUUGGAGUAAAAUUGGGGAAAGUUCUAGCCAUUUUCCCGAUAAUGUAUCUUUCAGGAGGCACAUGUGUCAUGUUCAUAAUCACAGGAGGUGGAGCCAUGAAGCUUUUCUAUCAACUCUUGUGUGGGGACUGUUCCUCCAAACACCCUUUGACAACAAUAGAAUGGUUCUUGGUUUUCAUUACUAUGGCAAUUCUUCUCUCUUUGUUUUGUACAAAUUUGCAUUCGGUAUCUUUGGUGUCGUUCCUUGGCGCAAUCAUGGCUGUUGGAUAUUGUACGAUAUUAUGGAUCGUGUUUGUUGCAAAAGGGAAGGUAGAUGGUGCUGCUAUGUAUGAUUCAUCAGAAUCAGGUCAUGUUCGAAGUAUCUUCAAUGCACUUGGGAUCAUUGCAGUUGCAUUUAGAGGCCAUAAUAUUGUGUUAGAGAUACAGGGUACUAUGCCAUCAACCCCAAAUCGCUCAUCAUCAACGUUCAUGUUGAAAGGAAUGGUAGCAUCAUAUCUCAUUAUUGCAUUGUGUUUCUUCCCCUUAGCAACUGUUGGAUAUUGGGCGUUUGGAAACAAGAUUCCAAUCAAUGGAGGAGUGCUAACGGCAAUCUCAACCACCCUUAACUAUCACAUGUCUACACCAUUGCUAGGUAUCAUAUACAUGCAGAUCAUCAUAAGUUGUGUCACUGCUUUCCAAAUCUACAGCAUGGUUUUCUACGACAACUUGGAGCGCUUAUACACAAGCCGCGCAAAACACGAAUGCCCAAAGUUAAUCCGUAUGGGUAUCCGGAUUUUCUUUGGAGGCUUGACCUUCUUAGUAUCCGUGGCCUUCCCAUUUCUGCCAAGCUUAGCACUAAUUAUCGGAGGGAUUUCUUUGCACUUGACGUUUGGUUACCCAUGUCUCAUGUGGAUUGCGAUCAAGAGGCCUCCAAUGAAAUCCGCAAAGUGGUGGCUUAACUUUGCUCUUGGUAGUUUAGGCACCGCACUAAGUUUGUUGGUAGUUGUUGGUGCGGUAUGGAACUUGGUUUGUAGGGGUUUAGAUGCGAACUUCUUCCAUCCACGAUGAAAUAGGUCUAGCUCAACUCAAUUCAUCAUAUUGCAUUACAGAACUUGGAAUAUUAAGGUCUAGAUCAACUCAAUGCCUUUAAUUGAACAAGUCAACUAACCGUAAACAAAUCGACCCACCAACCUGUUUAACCCAUUUAUUACAACCCACCAACUUGAUUAAUUAGCAUAAUUAUCACCC
Molecule: messenger RNA, 1491 nt
Organism: Helianthus annuus (common sunflower)
Lineage: Eukaryota; Viridiplantae; Streptophyta; Magnoliopsida; Asterales; Asteraceae
Product: lysine histidine transporter-like 8
Exons: 5
Cellular component (GO): plasma membrane
Source: RefSeq, a predicted model, not a curated record